Phyllostomus hastatus (greater spear-nosed bat) is the source of this 2265-nucleotide messenger RNA. It is a transcript of the gene RHBDL1, whose product is annotated as rhomboid like 1. The transcript is spliced from 9 exons. Gene Ontology annotation, cellular component: membrane. The coding region runs from base 81 to 1202 and encodes 373 amino acids. Gene Ontology annotation, molecular function: serine-type endopeptidase activity. NCBI's taxonomy places the organism in Eukaryota, Metazoa, Chordata, Mammalia, Chiroptera, Phyllostomidae. The record is from RefSeq and is a predicted model, not a curated record.
GGGCCGGGGCGGAGCGGAGUCAUCCGCAGAGCAGCCCCUCCCGGCCGUGGCCGUCGACCCCGGCCCCCGGCCCCGGCUCUAUGGACAGAAGCUCGCUGCUGCAGCUUAUUCAGGAGCAGCAGCUGGACCCUGAGAACACAGGCUUCAUCGGUGCGGACACCUUCACUGGCUUGGUGCACAGCCAUGAGCUGCCCCUGGAUCCAGCCAAGCUGGACAUGCUGGUGGCCCUGGCCCAGAGCAACGAGCGGGGCCAGGUCUGCUACCAGGAGCUGGUGGACCUGAUCAGCAGCAAGCGUUCCAGCAGUUUUAAACGGGCCAUCGCCAAUGGACAGCGGGCACUGCCCCGGGAUGGGAUGCUAGAUGAGCCAGGCCUGGGUGUCUAUAAGCGGUUUGUGCGCUACGUGGCCUACGAGAUCUUGCCCCGAGAGGUGGACCGCCAUUGGUAUUUCUACCGGCACCGCAGCUGCCCACCCCCUGUGUUUAUGGCCUCGGUCACCCUGGCCCAGAUCAUCGUGUUCCUGUGCUAUGGGGCCCGCCUCAACAAGUGGGUGCUGCAGACCUACCACCCUGAGUACAUGAAGAGCCCCCUCGUAUACCAUCCUGGCCACCGUGCCCGGGCCUGGCGCUUCCUCACCUACAUGUUCAUGCACGUCGGGCUGGAGCAGCUGGGGUUCAACGCACUCCUACAGCUAAUGAUUGGGGUGCCCCUGGAGAUGGUGCACGGCCUGCUCCGCAUCAGCCUGCUCUACCUGGCUGGCGUGCUGGCAGGUUCCCUGACUGUCUCCAUUACUGACAUGCGGGCCCCUGUGGUGGGGGGCUCUGGCGGAGUCUACGCCCUGUGCUCUGCACACCUGGCCAACGUCGUCAUGAACUGGGCUGGGAUGAGGUGUCCCUACAAGCUGCUGAGAAUGGUGCUGGCCCUGGUGUGCAUGAGCUCCGAGGUGGGCCGGGCUGUGUGGCUGCGCUUCUCCCCACCACUGCCUGCCUCGGGCCCACAGCCCAGCUUCAUGGCGCACCUGGCUGGUGCAGUGGUGGGGGUCAGCAUGGGCCUGACCAUCCUGCGCAGCUAUGAGGAGCGCCUCCGGGACCAGUGCGGCUGGUGGGUGGUACUGCUUGCCUAUGGCACCUUCCUGCUCUUCGCCAUCUUCUGGAACAUCUUCGCCUACGACCUGUUGGGUGCCCACAUCCCCCCACCACCUUGAGGGGUUCCUGGGGGCCUCAUGGGCUAGGGCAUGGCCUGCAUGUCCACCUUCUGUGAAUGUACAUCUCAAGACUGCUUCUCCAUGAGGGCAGAUGGCCCCUGUGGCCUGCUGAGUUCAGGCCAAGCCUUACACCAGCUCUGGCCCCCCUGCCAGGCCUGGGUGGGGGUUAGGACUGCUGGGCCAGGCUGGGCAGUGGAGGUCCCAAGGGUGGCCUCAGAGGUGACCCUAUCUUGGCCUUUCCCCCCCAGGACUUGCAGUCUGAGCCUUUUUGGAGAAUAAAUAAAUAUUUUACACAGCACCAAGUGGCUGUAUCGGGCCUCUGGGGGCUGGUAGGCCCUAACUCACCGAGCAGACUAUGAGGGCUCUUCUCUUCGUGUGGGCAGCCUGGAUUCCUCCUUGCUCCUCUGCACCUGUAUGAGGGCUGGCAGGCCUGGCACUGCCGCAUCAGACGUGAAGGCUGCUGGAAGAAGUGAAGGACCAGCACUCAGACUCCGCCAGUAUCAGAACCACUUCAGUGUGGGGUGCCAUUCCCAGUGACCCUCUGUGUCACCGACAUGGUCAUUGGUUCGUAUCACAACAACACUAACAUGUUCCGCCCGUCACGUCCAUGUAAUCAGCUCUCCUCACUGAGCCCCCCUACAGCAGACUUGGGUUAGGUGGGUGGUCACUGGUAGUGGACUUCAACAGGGGGGCCUGCCCCACAAGCGAGGAACCACCCCCAGGCGAAAGCCCCACCCCAUGGCGCAAGGGGCCACCCCCAACGCCAGGGGACCCGCCAAGGUCCCGCCCGCUAUGUGGAAACCCCUCACCGCCAGCUUCCAAGCCAGCAGCCGUUUCAGCUCGUCUCGUGUCACGUGCUUCUCUGCGCUCAGGCCUCGAUGGCUUCUUGCAAAUCCUCUCGAUACCUGUGGUAGGGCAGUGAUGGUAGGCUGAGCAACGGGGACUGCCCGCCUUACCGAUGCCCCCACCGCCCUAAUGUACGCCCAGGGCUUCCUGUUACUACUGGGGGCCGUGCUAGUUCACACCACCUGCCUGCGGCCUGCUAGACUGGCUGCCUAACCAC